CCUUUGUUUCUCUCUGGAUUCACCCUUUGUUUCUUUUCUUCAAAGUCUUCCUUGCUUCACUCACUCAUUCCCAAUUUCUUUCACAUAAACACCACCGAGCUUCCAUUCCUUCAUCAAUGGCGGAUUCCACCGCCACCCCUUACACAACCACUAAACCUCAUUCCCCAUUCACCUCAAGGAUCCACCAUCCAAAGCCUUCUACCACCAUCACCAGAAAAGGUAAGUCUUGCUCUGGUUUCAUCCUCAAAUGUAUCUUCUUGUCACUGUUUCUCGUUGCUCUCCCCCUCUUCCCUUCACAAGCCCCUGACUUUGUGAGCCAAACGAUACUCACAAAGUUUUGGGAGCUUCUCCACCUUCUCUUUGUUGGAAUUGCUGUUGCUUAUGGCUUGUUCAGUAGAAGACACAAUGUAGAUUUAGAAUUUGAGCCGUCACAAAUUGAUACAACUCACUCUGUUAGUAAUAGUUUUGAUAGUGUACCUAGUUCUUAUUAUGUGCCUAAGAUGUUCCCUGAUUCAGAAAUUUCUGGUGGUGAUGAGACUGAAAAUCUUGAUCCAUGUGUUGUUGGGUAUGAUGAUGACAAGAGACUUGUCAUGAAUUCUUGGGAUGCUAAUCAGUAUUUUGAAAAUGGUGGUGCUGUUGGUGUUUUAGAUGAACAGUACAAUAAGCCCCAAUUGCAGGAUUCUAGUGCUGAUGGUGGUUUUGGUUAUUCUGUUGGAUAUGAUGGGAACAAUGUGGUUCAAUCUUGGAAUUCUGAGUACUAUCAUAGCGGGUCGGUGGUCAUGGUUGCUCAACCAUACAAAAGCAUAGGUGAGUUUGGUGGUCAGGUUGAUGGUUAUAGGCCUCUUGGGCUACCGGUUCGAAGUUUGAGAUCGGUUCCUAAAGAGGUUGAUGGUAAUGGUACUAGAUAUGCCAAUGAAAGUGAUUGUAGUAGGGUUUCAUCAAAGGGUUCGGAUAAGGGUAGAGAUAGGGAGUUUGGGGAUCUGGGAGCUUCCAAUUUGGAUAAUAGAUUCAAUGCUGGUAGUGGUGGAGCCUCUGCUUCUCCAAUCCCUUGGAAUUUGAGGCCUAGAAAGGUGGAAAGGGAAAAGAGGCAUGGCAAUGUAAGCCAUCCUUCGCAUUUUAGGCCUCUUUCGGUUGAUGAAACUAAGUUUGAAGCGUUUGGUUCGAGGUCCUUACAGUCUUCAAUGUCGUUUUCUUCCCUUCCCGGUAUGUAUUCUUCCUUUGAUUCAAUUCCACCGGACAAUAUGAACUUUCAGGAGGAAGAAAUGAACAAAAGAGAGACUUCUUUAUAUGUGCCUGCUUCAGAGAAAAUGAAUUUUCAAGAGGAAGAUACAAUGCCAAAGACUUCUUAUGUGCCGCCUGCUGUAGAAAAUAUGAGUUUCCCAGAGGAAGAUAAGAGACAAAGGAAGACUUCGUUUGUGCCAGCCUCUCAAAUUGCAAAUUUCCAUGAAGAGGAUACAGGGCAAAGGAAGAAAUACUAUGUGCCUGCUUCUGAAAAUUCGAAUUUCAAAGAGGUAAAUUCGGGAAAGAAGAUCUCCCAAGCAUCUUCUUCGAGAAACAGAAGGGUGAAAACUAAAGGAAAAUAUGCUGCCGUUUCUUAUCCUUUGAAUUUCAGGCCAAUUCCAGUUGACGAAACUCCGAAUGAAUCACAUGGUUCACAGCCUUUCCAGUCCAUGGAACCAUUCACUUCCCACACAAGUAUGCAUUCUUCCUUGGGUUUGAGUUCAUCAGAUAACAUGAACGUCCAACGGGAAGAUAUGGAACAACAGAAAACGUCUCCUGUUCAUGUAUCAGAGAAUAUGAAUUUCAAAGAGGAAGAAAUGGCGCAAAUGAAGAUUCCAUAUGUGCAUGACUCUGAAGAUGUGAAUUUCCAAGAGGAAGAUAUGGAACAGCAAAAGAAUUCUUGUGUGUCUGCUUCGGAAAAUACAAAUUUCCAAGAGGCAGAAUCAGGAAAGGUAAACGAGGGAUCGUCUUCAAGAACUGCGAGGAUGGGAGCUAAAGGAAAACGUCCAGCUGUUUCUCAUUUAAUGCCAACAUCUGAAACACAAUUUGAAUCACUCAGUUCGAGGUCUUUCCAGUCUACCGGAUCUUUCUCAUCUAGAGCUUCCUUAGAUUCUGUUUCUUCCGAAAACAUGAACUUGCAGAGGGAAGAUUUAGCAGAAAAGAGAAGUCCUCAUGGUUCUUAUUCAAAUUCAUCAUCACCUCAAGCUAGAAGUGACGGUGAAACUUCACUGCGACCAUCUCAUGCUCAUGCUCGUGGGUAUAGUAUUGGUUCUUUGCUAGAAGAUGACAUGAAGAGUGAUAUGAAUGAUGACUUGGGGAAUCUAAUGGGGAAUCCAGGCGAUCGGCCGGAGAACAAAAAAUUAGGGAUGCAUGCUUUGCGGUUAGACUCGGGAGAGCCUACAAGCCUUGCAAAAUCUUCAUCGAGGGGAAAAUCGGUUAGAACUAGAAGAGCAGGUGGAUUGACUUCAUGGGCAAUGAGAGUGGGAGAAACACCUAGCAAGCAAACUGAUGAAAAGGUCGAAAAGAAGCCGAGUAUUGUUGAGUCAGUACCAAUGAGAAAAGAUAAAGUGAAAGUUGAUGAAGUUGAUCUUUCAUUGAAAGAAAUCAGUAAGAAAAGUCUAGAGUCUUAUCCUCCUAAGCCAGAGUUUGUAUUUUCUAGUCAUCUUAAGAGAGAUAAACCGGAACCAUCCAAGAAAGUGUCCAAUGAAGAUUUGGAUAUUGAUCUUGAUCUUGAGGAUAUUCAGAUGAGCUCAGAUGAUGAAAGGAUGUCUGAAUGCAUCAACGAUUCGGGACUGGAUUCUGAAGUGGACAAGAAAGCAAGCGAAUUUAUAGCUAAGUUCAAAGAGCAGAUUAGACUUCAGAAAUCAGGGUCAGUUGAAAGAUCAAAAGGACAAAAGAUCAUGGGAAACUAUAUCAGGUGAUUUGUAAAACUAUUGUACUCCAAUUGUUUCAUUGAGCUUUUUUCAUUUUGGAUUUUUCUUUUCUUGAUUUUGUGUAAUCAACGAAGUUCCAAUUCUGUUAUUUUGUGGAAGCAGGUAUUCCACUUAAUUUAUUCACAUACAACUAAUAUAUUUCUUUCUUAUUUU
This is a messenger RNA of Arachis duranensis, 3086 nucleotides long. RefSeq lists its product as uncharacterized. The record is from RefSeq and is a predicted model, not a curated record. Lineage: Eukaryota; Viridiplantae; Streptophyta; Magnoliopsida; Fabales; Fabaceae. The transcript has a single exon. The coding region runs from base 117 to 2921 and encodes 934 amino acids.